Molecule: messenger RNA, 2656 nt
Organism: Solea senegalensis (Senegalese sole)
Lineage: Eukaryota; Metazoa; Chordata; Actinopteri; Pleuronectiformes; Soleidae
Gene: lmf2a
Product: lipase maturation factor 2a
Exons: 14
Coding region: 93-2210 (705 amino acids)
Biological process (GO): protein maturation
Cellular component (GO): endoplasmic reticulum membrane
Source: RefSeq, a predicted model, not a curated record
GUCCGUCCGCUCCGGUGCUCUCUGCUUCCCGUCGCUCCUGCCGUAGGACAGCGGCUGUUCAGAUUCAGGUCCUCGGCCGAGACAGCUCAGACAUGGGGGAGAUAACACUGCCGCGGCGCAUGUUCCUCUGGUGCAUGGCGCUCAUUUACCUCUCUGCCUUCGUUUCCCUUUACUUGCAAAUACCAGGUCUCUAUGGUAACGAGGGACUGUUGCCAGCUCGUCGGCAGCUGCGGUACAGCGGUAAGCCCCUGAUGGAACAACUGCUGUCCUCUCCCACUCUGCUGUGGCUCGGACCUCGGCUCGGCCUGGACACACACACCGCCAUGGAGCUGCUGUGCCUCAUAGGAGCAGCACUGAGCCUCGCUGCUACACUGGUGGAGGCUCUGCGAGGCAGUGUGGUGUUCUUCUGCCUCUGGGCCUUAUACCUGUCCAUGUACCAGGUGGGCCAGGUCUUUCUCUACUUCCAGUGGGACAACCUGCUGCUAGAGACAGGCUUCCUCUGUAUCCUUGUUGCUCCUCUGUCACUAAUCGGAGGGUCACGAGGGGUCAGAGAGCAUGAUGGCAUGACCUUCUGGUUGAUCCGCUGGCUGCUCUUCAGGCUGAUGUUUGCCUCUGGUGUGGUGAAGCUCACAUCACGCUGUCCCACAUGGUGGGGCCUCACAGCUUUGACGUACCACUAUGAGACUCAGUGCAUUCCCACUCCUCUGGCCUGGUUUGCUCACCAGUUGCCAGUGUGGUGGCAGAAGCUCAGUGUGGUGGCAACCUUCGUCAUUGAGAUUGCUGCACCUUUUUUGUUCUUCAGUCCUCUACGCAGACUCCGAAUUGGCUCCUUUUAUUUGCAGAUGCUGCUCCAAGUGCUGAUCAUCUUGUCUGGAAACUACAACUUCUUCAACUUGCUGACGAUGAUCCUCUGUCUGUCUCUGCUGGACGAUCAGCACGUUCACUUCUGGCUACGCAAGGCAGACAGGAGCCCCAACAGUGAGUCCAGGGUGUGGUCAUGGCUGUGUUACCUUGUGGAGCUGGCUGUCUGGUCUUUGAUGAUCUUUGGAUCAGUUCUAUGCUUUGACCUGCAGUUGGAUCAAACAAAGAGUGGCAUCUCAUCCAGGACAGCAUUCACAUUCCACCAGUUUAACCAGUUUCUGAAGACUGUUACUAUCCCAUGUAUCUGGAUUGGGGUUCUCUCUCUGACCUGGGAGAUGGUCAAAGCCAUGUUCAGGUGUGCUUGUGUGUGUGGUUUCCUGAAGAGGUUUUGUGGAACACUUCAGUGGACCGUGUUUGCUGCCGCUACUGCUGCCAUGUUCACCAUCAGUCUGGUGCCGUUCACCUACAUCGAGUAUGACUCCAAUGCCAGGUUGUGGCCAGGAGUGCGUCGUGCUAAUGAGGUUGUUAAUCGUUUCCAGCUGGUCAACUCAUACGGCCUCUUCAGACGGAUGACGGGCGUUGGGGGACGACCAGAGGUCGUCAUCGAGGGAAGCAACGAUGGAAUCACAUGGACGGAGAUUGAGUUCAUGUAUAAACCAGGGAACCUGAGUGCACCUCCCCCUGUGCUGACGCCUCACCAGCCCAGGUUGGACUGGCAGAUGUGGUUCGCUGCCCUCGGGCCUCACACACAGUCUCCAUGGUUCACCAGCCUGGUGUACAGACUGCUGCAGGGAAAGCAAGAUGUGAUAGAGUUGAUCCAGACAGAUGUGUCGCAGUAUCCUUUCCACCAGCAGCCUCCUGCCUACAUACGAGCUCACCGCUACAGAUACUGGUUCACUCGACCACAGGCUGACGGUUCUUAUCCUCAGCGCUGGUGGAGGAGGGUCUAUGAUGAGGAAUUCUAUCCCACAGUGCACCUGGGAAACACAGUCCUGGAGAGCAUGCUCAGCCACUACGGCCUCAAAGACAAAGCGCCUCCACGUACGUCCAACACAGCCGUUGCCCAGGUGGUGAGGUGGCUGCGCUCUCAGGUCAGAGGUGUUCCUGCCCACUCGCUCAUCUGGACACUCAUUGGCUGCAGCGCCACCUUCUGUCUCAUCCGGGGACUUUUGAAGAGGAACGCGGGGACGACGCUGGAGCAUCACACAGAAAAGUCAGAUGAACCGCAGGCAGUGGAGGAAGAAGAGGAGAAGAAGAAGAAAAGAGAGGACAGUGAAGAUGAAUUGGAGGAGGCUGAAGAAGACGAGCAGGAUUCUGCUUGUGAUGAUGAAGAGGAAGAUGAUGAAUGAGAAGAGAACUUUUGAAGAUGUAGGUUAAUGGCUUUUUUUUAUCACCACCUGCCUUUAAAAUUGUUUUCCUGUUUCACAAUUUACCAAAUACUGAAUAUGUCCAACUUCCUGCACUACACUGUUUUUACUGUAUUUCUGUUUUCCUCACCAGAAACCAACCCACCACCUAAUCUCCAAGCUGAAUUCAAUAAUUAAUCUCAUUGGGUGUUUAUAUUUUAUUUAAAUCCUCUAUUGUAUAACCCUUUAUAUCUGCAGAUCAGGUCAUAUUGAAUCACAAUAGAGAAAAAUAUAUAAUAUAAGAUGGUGGAGGGUUUGUUUUGUUUGUGUGUGUGUGUGUGUGUGUGUGUGUGUCUGUCAUCCUGUGGAAAUAAUGCUGCACUUUUUAUUUCUAGUCACCAGCUUUUCUUUUGUCUUUCACAGUAUUAGAAAUGACAUAAAAUACUCUU